Dipodomys spectabilis (banner-tailed kangaroo rat) is the source of this 2802-nucleotide messenger RNA. It is a transcript of the gene Fbxo39, whose product is annotated as F-box protein 39. Gene Ontology annotation, molecular function: protein binding. Lineage: Eukaryota; Metazoa; Chordata; Mammalia; Rodentia; Heteromyidae. Bases 149 to 1480 code for a protein of 443 amino acids. The transcript is spliced from 4 exons. The record is from RefSeq and is a predicted model, not a curated record.
AGAAAAGAAGGAAGGCGAGAAACAGUGGGGAGAGGGAGAGCAGAAGCUGGAUUGGUGGACAAGGGACAUAAAACAGGUGAUUGCUUUUCUCUGCUCACUCUUGGAAGCCCUGCUCCCACGCAGCAACACCGUCCCUCCCAGUUCUCUGAUGGAUGAAGAAGGUGACCUGAUCCAGCCUCAAGACCAGAGCUGCUGGGCUUCCCUGCCCGACGUGUGCCUUCGUCGCGUUUUCUGGUGGCUGGGAGACAGGGACAGGUCCAGGGCGGCCCUGGUCUGCAGGAAAUGGAACCAGAUGAUGUAUUCGGCUGACCUCUGGCGCUACCGGACCAUCACCUUCAGUGGAAGACCAUCCAGGGCACAUGCGUCGGAAUUCGAGUCCGCCCUGUGGUAUGUGAAGAAAUUUGGUCGUUACCUGGAACAUCUGGAGAUCAAGUUUCUGAAUCCGUACAAUGCCGUCUUGACCAAGAAGUUCCAGAUCACCAUGCGAGGUCUGCUCGCAUGCCUGGGCAAGAGUAACAGCCGUCUGAAGUCUCUCUCCAUCCAGCACCUGGAGAUGGACCGUCUGGUCUGGAGGAACAGUAUCAGGAACUCGCUCAUCAAGAGCUUGAGUUUCUUCCUCAAGAAGAUGGGCAAACACCUGGAUCAGCUCAGCCUGAAAGGGGCCAGGUUGACGGUGGAGCAAGGCUGCAACAUCCUCAACUCCCUGAGCUACCUGAAGAAUGUGAGCCUGGCCUCGGAGCUUAACAUCGAAGAUUUCUUCAGCCACCAUCUAGCUGUCUACAGCAGCCCCCAGUUCCACAAGACCAUGAACACAUUCUGCAACCUUACAUCCCUGACACUCAACUACAACUGUAUCUCUGAUGAGCUGCUGGAGAGCUUGGGUGAGAACAAUGCCAGCACCCUUGGGACCAUGAACAUCAAAUGCCACAUUCACGACCCCCAUGGGCAGGUGGUCUGGGGUAUGUCCUGGGCCAAGCUGGCUAAGCAGGCCAACAACCUGAAGGUGAACUUCUUCUUUGAACGGGUCAUGAAAUACGAGCGUUUGGUUCGGAUCCUCCUGCAAGAGAUUCCCGUGAGGAGUGUCAGCCUCCGAAGCUGCUAUUUUAGUGAUCCAGACUGGUCCAUGCGGCCCACUCUCACCGACCUCCUGCCCACCUUCCGGUACACUCUGCAGAAAUUAACUUUUGAGUUCAACAAUAACCACGAGUCACUCGAUGAGGAGCUACACCUCCUCAUCCUGUCCUGCAGGAAGCUUUUCUACUUCAAAAUCUGGGCUUUCCUGGAUGUUAGGUUUGUGGAGCGGAUCCUGAAAAGCCAGGAGGAGGGGCAAUGUGCCCUGCGCACACUUAAGGUAAGAAUUUAUACAAACAGAUAUGAGACAAAUGAAGAGGACAGGACCCUGAGAGAAAUUCACAGAAGGUACAGAAAGCUGAUCGAUUCAGAGCUGAACUAUUUUGUCAUCGCCUAUCCCAUGAUGUAAUAAGCACUCUCUAGAGGAAGAAAACCUAGGUACACUUUGAACCUGAAAACCUGGUGCCUAAAGAACAACACCGAGAGCACCCCAAACCUCUGUCUUCUCUCUCCUUUUUGGCCAGUUCCACACCAACAUGAACAGCCUGGCCAAGGCUGGGACUGCUGGUGGUGGGAUGGCCCCGGGUGACUUAAAAGUGCCAUCUUUACCAACUCUCUGGGGGUGAUUGCUUUUUGUCAUGUGGUUUUACUUUUUGUCAUCCUCACUCAGCCACUGAGAAAAAAAAAAGCCAAAGCAGUUUCCUACUAAUGGAGGCUGAAGCCUGCUCACUGGUGGGCAGCCUGUGGGCAGACAGAAACCGCUAACCUGCAUUCCCUGUUUAGAAUGUGGCCUCCAUCCCAAUGACCUCUGUGUCAGAGCCACCUGACCUGAAGUUGCCUGGGCCAGAUGUCGCAUCAAUGGAAACCGCCAGCCUGUGCUUGAAGUGGGAAAAUGCCUGUUUUUUUCUCAAGGAACCUACUCACCACUGGAACUCCAUCCCCAAGAAGAAACUCAGCCCAACUGGCCAGCUUAGUGGACAUGGAUCUGCUGCCUUGCUCAGCCUGUGUCUCCUUUCCUUUUGCAUUGUGGCUGCCCGGUGCCCAACCUGCUCUGAGCCGGCAGUCCUCAGUGUGUGACUGAACCAGGAGGAGUCAGGACACCCACAUGCAUGAAGAAUUUCUAAUAUCAUAGAGAAAUGUCGCUAAUGCAAUUUUAAGGUGAAAAAGCAGGACACAAGACUACAUUUAGUGUGGUAUCGAUCAUAUGACACACACACUAAGGAUUUGUGUGUGUGUGUGUGUGUGUGCGCAUGUGUAUGUGUGUGUGCACGCACGCGAGUGUGUGUUUGUAAUGAGGCUAGGACUCCGGACCUUACCCUCUUAUUUUUUCUGCUCAAGGCUCGUGCUCUACCACUUGAGCCACACCUCUACUUCUGACUUUUUGCUGGUUAAUCGAAGACUUGUCUGCCAACUGCAAUCCUAAACCUCAGCCUCCUGAGUAGCUAGGAUGACAGGCAUGAAGCACUGGCAACAAGUGGAUUUUUUUUUUCUUAAAGCAUAGAAACAACCAGAAAUAUUGAUUUUGGAGGAUAGAAUUGUGGGUGAUUUCUGUUGUUCUGGUAUGUUUUCCAAAAUUCUCAACUUUUCCACGGUGUAAUCUGAUGCAUUUCAAAGGAUGAGUAAUUACAGUUCCUGAGCUCUUGCCACAAACUCGGGCUUUAUCUCUGCACAUGCUUGUAUAGUGGUCUUUUUCAACAGAUUAUAAAACAAUAAAACACCUAAAUACUUUUA